Boeremia exigua is the source of this 2807-nucleotide messenger RNA. RefSeq names its product BRCT domain-containing protein. NCBI's taxonomy places the organism in Eukaryota, Fungi, Ascomycota, Dothideomycetes, Pleosporales, Didymellaceae. The record is from RefSeq and is a predicted model, not a curated record. The coding region runs from base 48 to 2651 and encodes 867 amino acids. Gene Ontology annotation, biological process: double-strand break repair; DNA double-strand break attachment to nuclear envelope. The transcript has 2 exons. Gene Ontology annotation, cellular component: nucleus; Cul8-RING ubiquitin ligase complex.
CACCACUGCGCUUGCGCCCGCCGACCACGCGCCCACGAUUGCCCGACAUGGAAGACGUAGCGAUGCGGGAUGAUUCGAAGGGUCUUUUUGCGGACUCUAGCUUUACCAUCAUACCCAAUGGCUUGUCGGACGAGCGCCUCAGUCAACUGCAAAACGAUAUUGCCGCCGCAAAUGGCACCAUAAUACCUUUUGAUGCCUCUAAAGGGCGCAUCGACCGACUCGAAGAGCUCAACUAUGUUAUAUCUACAACCUCCGAUUUCCCCGAUUACUACCGCGCGCUGGAUCUUAUGACCCAUGUUGUGAAGCCGACGUGGGUAGAUCAGUCCCUAAAGGCGAACAAGACGAAGAAUCCACGCACAUACAAUCCAGAUCCUGCGCUUUUCAUGAGCGAUGUCAUCAUAUGUUGUGCCAACUUACCGAGUGGGGACAAGGAAGCGAUACAAGGAGGUGUGCUAGCCAUGGGAGGGCAAUUCACAGAGCAACUCUCGAAAACAGUCACACAUUUGAUCUCGUUAGAUCUCGACGACCACAAAUGUCAGAUUGCUAUCAGCAAGCGCCUGAAUCUUACCAUUGUGUUGCCGCAUUGGUUCGAUGAUUGCUUGAAGGUUGGACGUAGGAUAUCGGAGCGACCAUACACACUACCAGAUCCCGAGAUCUUGAAUGUAGACCUUAGCGUCGUCCCCACAGCACGAACGAGCCAACAGAUACGCGAUGCGACCACUCCCGAUCCGAUAAACGAACCGAUUCCUCAGACGCCAUCCGCGCAAUCUGAAGCGCCUCGAGCGAUACGGGCGUUUUCUGGCAAAAAGGUCAAGCUGGGUGACGACUUGGAUCUGAAUGGCAGACUGAAGGGCAUCAUAUCAGGCAUGAUCAAGAGUGGUGGUGGAGACAUGACUGCCAGGAUCCAAGAGGCAGACAUAUAUGUAUGCAGCUAUCGAGAUGGCGAUGAUUAUGUCAAGGCAUCGCAGGACGGAAAAGACGUUGGUAAUCUCAGCUGGCUUUAUUACCUCAUCACACAGGACACCUGGACGAACCCCAUGCGGCGGCUGAUGCACUACCCAAGGCCUCGCAACGGCAUACCUGGAUGUGAGGGCUUCAAGAUCAGCAUAUCGAGCUACACUGGCGAAGCUCGUGUAUAUCUCGAGAACCUUGUACGGGCCACCGGUGCCGAGUUUACGAAGACGUUCAAGCAGGACAAUACGCAUCUUGUCGCCGCACAUAAGAACAGUGAAAAAUGCGAGGCUGCACAAGAAUGGGCUGUAAACAUCGUUAAUCACCUAUGGCUGGAAGACAGUUACGCUAAGUGUAAACUCAUGCCCAUAUCGGACAAUCGCUACACCUACUUCCCUUCACGCACAAAUCUUGGGGAGGUACUGGGCCAAACCGAAAUCGACCGCGACGCCACAGAAAAGAUGUUCUUCCCUGCAGCACGGAAGCCAGCAAAACCUGCCAAGGUAUCAGUGGUGCCUCCAGCCGGAUCAAUUGCACAUAGUCUGCCAAUCAACAGAGCAACAAGUGACUCGGUAGCUCGCAGCCCACCAGCAGCAGAGAAGGUGAAGCGCACAAAGACGAUAGAUGCCGACAAAACACCUCUCCGUAUGCAACACACCGAUGGGAAAGAGAAUAACACACCUGGAAGUCGAGGCGCCAAAGACCGGGCACUAUCAAAACUUCACAACGCCGCAGAUGAUAUAGCAGCCUUCGAAAAAGAGAUGAAGCGAAAAGGUGGCGUUAUACAUGGCGGGAAACGAAGAGCCGAAGACGAGAUUGAGGAAAAAGCCAAGAAGACGAAGGGGGGGCGUGAUUCUGUGUCGAGCAAACGCUCGGCAGACGACCUUGAUCAGGAUGAUCAAACUGAAGACGAAGAAACAGAAGCACCAACAAGAAACAAAAAGGCCAAAAAGGAAAAACUUGAACCGAUAAGAUACCGAAUGCUCAUAUCGAAGGAUGAACGAUGGGCGGGCAACUUGGAAAAGGAGUCUAAAGACAAAGCACGCUUAAGGGAGCUUGGGCUGUUCAUUACAGAAGACUUCAAGAAGAUUGACAUCCUUUGUGCACCGCACGCAGUACGAACGAAGAAGUUCGUUGCGGCCAUGGCAUGUGGGCCAGCUUUAGUCGGCUCAACAUAUCUCGACUUCGCCUUGAAGCACAACAAGCUUCCACCACCAGAGAAACAUGCCAUGGACGUACAAGACUUUGAGACGGAGCAUAGCUUUAGUAUGGCUGAGGCUAUUGAUCGCGCCCUUCAGAACAAGCAUCGCCUCUUCCGUGACUGGACUAUCUUCUGCACGGAAAAGGUGCCAGGAGGCUUUGAGACGUACAAAGACAUCAUCGAAGCCAACGGCGGCAAGUGCUCGCUCUGGAAGGGCCGUACCACCAACAUCACAGCGACAAAACGCCUCCUCAAUGCCUCUGCAGGCGAGGAGAGCCAAAACCAACAACAGGAUGAAGGCGAUGUGUUGUACCUAAUCUCCGAUGCUAACAGCAAGGAGUUCGCCAACUGGGCCAAAUUUCGCGAAUUGGCGAAAAAGCACGACAUGGUUCCUAGAAUCGUGAAGACUGAGUGGCUGCUGAUCAAUGCUAUGGCGCAGUACGUGCAUUGGAAGCCGGAGUGGGAGCUUACCGAGGAGGUUGUCAAAGCAGCGAAGUAAUGGUGUCAUUGAGCUUUCGCUAAUGACGAGCAGAGCGACAGGCGUUCGGGUACGGGCAUUGGGUUCAGGACAGCAUACAAGCGAUUUUUCGGCCAAAAGACAGUCCAUGAUGCUUGAGAAUCUUGGAUGGCAGACUUCGACACGUUUUUUGUCCAU